Messenger RNA from Prorocentrum cordatum, 2345 nucleotides. Lineage: Eukaryota; Dinophyceae; Prorocentrales; Prorocentraceae. The record is from the annotation of a GenBank genome assembly.
AUGGUCGCCGCGGGAUUCGUCCACACGGUGCUGCUCAGGAGCGACGGCGCGGCCGUGGCCUUCGGGCGGAAUGACCGCGGCCAGUGCAACGUGCCGGCGCUGGACGGCGGCCUGAGCUACACGCAGGUCGCCGCGGGAUUCUUCCACACGGUGCUGCUCAAGAGCGACGGCACGGCCGUGGCCUUCGGCCAGAAUGACUUCGGCCAGUGCAACGCGCCGGCGCUGGACGGUGGCCUGAAUUACACGCAGGUCGCCACGGAAAACGCCCACACAGUGCUGCUCAGGAGCGACGGCACGGCCGUGGCUUUCGGCUCGAAUCACGCCGGCCAGUGUAACGUGCCGGCGCUGGACGGCGGCCUGAACUACACGCAGGUCGCCGCGGGAUUCGCCCACACAGUGCUGCUCAGGAGCGACGGCACGGCCGUGGCCUUCGGCUCGAAUCCCGACGGCCAGUGCAACGUGCCGGCGCUGGACGGUGGCCUGAGCUACACGCAGGUCGCCGCGGGAGGCGCCCACACGGUGGUGCUCAAGAGCGACAGCACGGCCGUGGCCUUCGGCUCGAAUGACGCCGGCCAGUGCAACGUGCCGGCGCUGGACGGCGGCCUGAGCCACACGCAGGUCGCCGCGGGAGGCCCCCACACGGUGCUGCUCAAGAGCGACGGCACGGCGGUGGCUUUCGGCUCGGAUCGCGCCAGCCAGUGCAACGUGCCGGCGCUGGAUGGCGGCCUGAAUUACACGCAGGUCGCCACGGGAAACGCCCACACAGUGCUGCUCAAGAGCGACGGCACGGCCGUGGCUUUCGGCUCGAAUCACGCCGGCCAGUGUAACGUGCCGGCGCUGGACGGCGGCCUGAACUACACGCAGGUCGCCGCGGGAUUCGCCCACACAGUGCUGCUCAGGAGCGACGGCACGGCCGUGGCCUUCGGCUCGAAUCCCGACGGCCAGUGCAACGUGCCGGCGCUGGACGGUGGCCUGAGCUACACGCAGGUCGCCGCGGGAGACUUCCACACAGUGCUGCUCAGGAGCGACGGCACGGCCGUGGCCUUCGGCUCGAAUGGCCGCGGCCAGUGCAACGUGCCGGCGCUGGACGGCGGCCUGAGCUACACGCAGGUCGCCGCGGGAGACUUCCACACAGUGCUGCUCAAGAGCGACGGCGCGGCCGUGGCCUUCGGGCGGAAUGACCGCGGCCAGUGCAACGUGCCGGCGCUGGACGGCGGCCUGAGCUACACGCAGGUCGCCGCGGGAUUCUUCCACACGGUGCUGCUCAAGAGCGACGGCACGGCCGUGGCCUUCGGCUCAAAUCACGCCGGCCAGUGUAACGUGCCGGCGCUGGAUGGCGGCCUGAGCUACACGCAGGUCGCCGCGGGAGGCCUUCACACAGUGCUGCUCAGGAGCGACGGCGCGGCCGUGGCCUUCGGGCGGAAUGACCGCGGCCAGUGCAACGUGCCAGCGCUGGACGGUGGCCUGAGCUACACGCAGGUCGCCGCGGGAUUCGCCCACACAGUGCUGCUCAAGAGCGACGGCACGACCGUGGCCUUCGGCUUGAAUCCCGACGGCCAGUGCAACGUGCCGGCGCUGGACGGUGGCCUGAGCUACACGCAGGUCGCCGCGGGACGCUUCCACACGGUGCUGCUCAAGAGCGACGGCACGGCCGUGGCUUUCGGCUCGAAUGACGCCGGCCAGUGCAACGUGCCGGCGCUGGAUGGCGGCCUGAGCUACACGCAGGUCGCCGCGGGAGGCGCCCACACGGUGCUGCUCAAGAGCGACGGCACGGCCGUGGCCUUCGGCUCGAAUCCCGACGGCCAGUGCAACGUGCCGGCGCUGGAUGGCGGCCUGAGCUACACGCAGGUCGCCGCGGGAGGCCUUCACACGGUGCUGCUCAAGAGCGACGGCACGGCCGUGGCCUUCGGCUGGAAUCGCGACGGCCAGUGCAACGUGCCGGCGCUGGACGGAGCGCUGACGUACACCGGUCGCCCGCUCGUCGGCGCGACGCUGCUCCUGCAGGCGUCGUUUGACGGGGGCGCGGUGCGCUUCCUGACCCUGGGCGGGGUGGAGCGCUGCCGGGUGCGGGCGGCGCCCGGCGCGCCGCUCGCUGGCGUGCGCGAUUGGCUGGCGGGCGAGCUGGGCGCGAGCAGGCUGGGCUCGGCCGCGCCGACGCGGCCCUGCCAGGCGGACGGCUCCUGAGCGGGGCUUUGGCGGGCGAGACCGUUGCGCACGCCUUCGGGUUGUAGACAUCGGGUCGCCGCCGUGCUUCGUCUUGGGCCCUAGGGCGUCAUCCAGGGCGCAGGAACGUGGGGCUCUUCUGUCGUAGUGCGGAUCUCUCCGCGAUGUGUCGCCGAGUCCAG